CGUUCGGUUCGGACGCCCCGCUCUUCGAUAAAACGUAAUAAGAAUAUACUAGACAUUCGAAUUUUCCGAAUUAUAAUCGCAUGAAAAUAUAAACAUUUGAGCAUAUAAGCUGUUAUUAAAUAGUGUACUUUUGUUCGAGGGAAACAAUCUAUACAAUGUUGGUUACCGCGGUAGAAGUGUGCAAGUAAUUUUCAAUUCAAGAGGACUGAUAUACAUCGACGUAAUAGAUGUCACACAGGUCCACUAUUAUAGUACUAAGUGGUAAUAGAUGGGACGUGAGACUUGAGUUACGGUGUAAGUGAUGAACAAAGGUGCACUUUCCGUUCACAAUGCUCGCGGACGAUGAAACACGAUCCAGACAUAACCUCAGCUACAUUGGAACAAACGACACCUACUUCUUAGAAGACACAAGACUAAUAUCCUUGCUGCACAAGAGAGGUGGGAACCACACGCCUAUAGAAGAAUGGCUGAAGGCGCUAGAAGAUUUAAGGAACAAAUACAAUAUUUCCGUUAUAAAGGAAUGCGAUCGCUUCGAUUAUUGCUCCGGGGAAUUUCGGGACCUCAUCCUCGCCUACAAUAGUAUACACGGUUACAUCAGCUUAUUGAUCUGCCUCUUCGGUAGCCUAGCCAAUGCGUUGAACGUGGCCGUCCUGACGCGAAGGGACCUAGCCACUGCUCCCAUCAACCGUCUGCUCAAGUGGUUGGCCGUCGCCGACGUGUUCGUCAUGCUGGAGUACGUGCCCUUUGCUAUUUACAGAUAUCUCCUGUUCCCGGGCCAAGUGGAGCGGCCGUACUCCUGGGCGGUGUACAUGCUGUUCCACAUGCACUUCACGCAGAUCCUGCACACCGCGUCCAUAUUGCUCACACUGUCGCUGGCCAUCUGGCGAUAUAUUGCUAUCAAGUACCCGUCCCACGGACCUUCCUUGUGCACAGAACGUCGCUGCACCAUUGCCAUUAUGAGCAGCUUCCUCUUGCCUCCUAUACUGUGCAUCCCAUCGUACUUCGUAUUCACAAUACAUCAAGACUACGCAAUGGACAACGGCCCAACAAAAGUGUUCUAUGUAGAUUCCAACUACGACGGACGACUAUACCAGACCAAUUUCUGGGUGCACGCUGUUGUUAUAAAACUACUUCCCUGCGUGAUUUUGACGGUGAUCAGCGCUUGGUUGAUCCGGGUGCUAUACCGGGCCAACAGCAGGAAGAAAGCCUUGAAAGGAUACAGUGCUUGUCCGGUUCCUACAGUGGUCAAUGGGAACGGGAAUAUAUUCACAAGGAAAUCCACGAAGCGGUCGAAAGCUGAAAGGAGAACGGACCGGACUACAAGAAUGCUUGUCGCAGUCCUCUUGUUGUUUCUACUGACGGAGUUUCCUCAAGGAAUUCUAGGUCUGAUGAGCGGCAUACUGGGCCGGUGUUUCUUCAAACUCUGCUACGAUCUCUUCGGCGAGCUGAUGGACGCACUCGCUUUGCUGAAUGGAGCUAUCAACUUCGUCUUGUACUGCGCCAUGUCCAAGCAGUUCAGGACUACGUUUCGCCAGAUCAUGUGGAACCGAUGUGCGCCCACCCAGCGAGCCAGUUCUCAUACUGAACUACAAACUACAUUUGUAUGAAACUUACAUAAGCCCGAGGGGGUAUUGGUUUAAAAUUAUGGACAGUAAAAAAAAUACACAGUGGUUAUUGUAAAGAAGCGGUGAUAGCCUAUUGGUUAAUACAUCGGCCUUCUGUUUGGGGGAUCUAAGGUUCGAUCUCGGCCACGCAGCUCUAAUUAUUAGGUACUAUCGGAGUAGGUAUGUGCAUUUUAAUCAACUUAAUGUCACUUGCUUUAACGGUGAUGGAAAAUUUCGUGAGACAACCUGCACUCCCCAAAAUUUCUCUAUAAUGAUUUCAAAGGUGUGCGACAUCUCUUACCUAUAAUAAAUUAUAACUCGUCAUAACCUAGGGAUGUGAGAGUUAUCAAAAUGAUCACCAAGACCAUUGCUUCUUUUGUUAGAACUAUUCCAUUUAAUAGAUCGAUGCUUUUACGGUAGUAUAAGUAGGUAGUUUUCAAUUAAUUGAAUCAUGUCCAAUUACUUCUCAACAAGUAUUGGACUGGUUCAAGUAAUUGGCGGAAAAACCUUUUACAUGAAAAUGAGGACUUUAUUUUUGACUAGUUAAUUCCCGUGACUACGUUUGCGUGGAUUUAAUUUUUUUAAUCCUGAUAAAAUUAUUAGAUUUUAUUUAACCUAUGUCGCUUUCUAGGUCUUUAAAUCUUUAGGUCUAUAGAUAACCGUGCAAAAAAAUCACGUCGAUCCGUUACUCCGUUGCGACGUGAUUGAAGGACAAACGAACAAACCAAUAAAUAACGCACCAACAAACUAACACACUUUCGCAUUUUACAAUUUUAUUUUCGCAAUUUCGCAUUUUACAAUUUUUAGGUGUCUACUGUGAAAAUUUAUUUCUACA
This is a messenger RNA of Maniola jurtina (meadow brown), 2439 nucleotides long. RefSeq names its product G-protein coupled receptor dmsr-1-like (gene NGR-A20). The transcript is spliced from 7 exons. NCBI's taxonomy places the organism in Eukaryota, Metazoa, Arthropoda, Insecta, Lepidoptera, Nymphalidae. Gene Ontology annotation, cellular component: membrane. The record is from RefSeq and is a predicted model, not a curated record. Gene Ontology annotation, molecular function: G protein-coupled receptor activity. Bases 330 to 1607 code for a protein of 425 amino acids. Gene Ontology annotation, biological process: G protein-coupled receptor signaling pathway.